UUCGUAAACCCUAAUUCCUGGAAUUUCUGGAAUCCCACCUGCGCCACCUCGUAACCCUCGAAGAAGCCCAGACCCGUUCCGUGUCGUCGAGACGCGACUCCCCUCGCCGAGAUCUAAAUCUUGAUCCUUGAUCAUCCCGUCGAUCCCGUCCAGUCUCCGUUUCAAUCGAACUCCGCUAAGGUUUCGCCAUGGUGCUUGGCGACGACUCCUCAUCCGCGCCGCCCGGCGACGCCCAGACCCCUUCACCAGGCUCAAAGCUCCCCUCGGACUCCAACCCGGCUGCGGGGAACGACGACAGCGAAGUAGAGACGCUAGCUCGCCAGGUCCAGGAAAGCCUCGCACUUGGCACGCACCACCGUUUCUGGGAGACCCAGCCAGUCGGUCAAUUCAAUGAUCUCGGCGACACCAGCCUCCCCGAGGGCCCGAUCGAGCCACCAUCCCCCCUGUCGGACGUCAAGUCGGAGCCUUACAACCUCCCCGCCCCUUACGAGUGGACCACCUGCGACAUGGACGACGAGCAGACCUGCACCGAGGUCUACAAUCUCCUCUCCCUCAACUACGUCGAAGACGACGAGAAUCUAUUCCGCUUCAACUACUCCAAGGAGUUCCUCCGGUGGGCCCUCCACCCGCCGGGCUACUUCAAGGCCUGGCAUAUAGGGGUGCGGGUGAAGGCAACCAAAAAGCUCGUAGCUUUCAUCACCGGGGUGCCCGCCAGGAUCAGAGUCCGCGAGGAUGUGGUUCGCAUGGCAGAGGUGAACUUCUUGUGCGUCCACAAGAAGCUGAGAUCGAAGCGACUCGCGCCGGUGAUGAUAAAGGAGGUCACGAGGAGGGUCCAUCUGGAAAACAUCUGGCAGGCGGUGUACACAGCCGGAGUUGUCCUCCCGACUCCUAUCACAACCUGCCGUUACUGGCACAGGUCUCUGAAUCCGAAGAAGCUCAUAGAUGUCGGGUUCUCACGGCUUGGAGCUCGGAUGACUGUGAGCCGGACGAUUAGGCUAUACAAGUUGCCAGAAUCGACGGUGACCCCGGGUUUCAGGAAGAUGGAACUUCGUGAUGUUCCCGCUGUAACCAGGCUUCUAAGGCAGUUCUUGAGUCAGUUUGUGGUAGCACCGGACUUUGAUGAGAAUGAUGUGGAGCAUUGGCUUCUUCCAUUGGAGAACGUGGUGGAUAGUUACUUGAUUGUGAGCCCUGAGACUCAGGAAGUCACAGACUUUUGCAGCUUCUAUACUCUUCCAGCUUCUAUUCUCAACAACCCGAAUUACUCGGUCUUAAAGGCUGCAUACUCUUUCUACAAUGUGUCAACAAAAACUCCUUUGCUCCAGCUGAUGAACGACGCUCUAAUUGUGGCAAAGCAGCAGGACUAUGAUGUCUUCAAUGCUCUUGAUGUCAUGCAUAACGAAGCCGUCCUUAAGGAACUGAAAUUUGGACCUGGCGACGGUCAUCUCCACUACUAUCUGUACAACUACCGGAUCAGAAAUGGUCUAAGACCAUCGGAAUUAGGCCUUGUUCUUCUAUAGGUUGCUCUUAUGAUCUCAGUUCUCUAUUUGGUUGUCUAUUGCCUGUGCUUUUUCUGUUUUCUAUUGAUAACAAUGUGUUUUUUUUUUCCUCAUAGUAAUCCUGGAUCUCAUUUAUCUUGCAUUGAGACUAUUGAGGAAUCCAUUGUUAGGUUUCUUGAGGAAAUUAUUAUUAUUAUUAUUAUUA
Molecule: messenger RNA, 1701 nt
Organism: Musa acuminata AAA Group (dessert banana)
Lineage: Eukaryota; Viridiplantae; Streptophyta; Magnoliopsida; Zingiberales; Musaceae
Product: glycylpeptide N-tetradecanoyltransferase 1-like
Exons: 1
Coding region: 189-1517 (442 amino acids)
Biological process (GO): N-terminal peptidyl-glycine N-myristoylation
Cellular component (GO): cytoplasm
Molecular function (GO): glycylpeptide N-tetradecanoyltransferase activity
Source: RefSeq, a predicted model, not a curated record